Neoarius graeffei (lesser salmon catfish) is the source of this 1501-nucleotide messenger RNA. RefSeq names its product N-terminal EF-hand calcium binding protein 2 (gene necab2). Lineage: Eukaryota; Metazoa; Chordata; Actinopteri; Siluriformes; Ariidae. The transcript has 13 exons. Gene Ontology annotation, molecular function: calcium ion binding. Gene Ontology annotation, biological process: regulation of amyloid precursor protein biosynthetic process. The record is from RefSeq and is a predicted model, not a curated record. Bases 1 to 1287 code for a protein of 428 amino acids. Gene Ontology annotation, cellular component: cytoplasm.
AUGUGCGAGCAAGCGGCGCGCUACUGCAGGGACGGCGUCCACAAGCUGCUCCACAAGGACCAAGCCAAGCUGCGGGCGCAGGACUGCGGCGAGCAGACUAGAUUCCCCGCGCAGAACAGCGAGACCGCGACGGCCGCGCAGCCCGGGAACGGCGGCUCACAGCCCGGCGCCAUAGACGGGCUUGUGCGCUGGAUCGUCACCAAGAUGAGCGACAACAAAAGCAUCUCGACGCGCGAAUACGGCAAGGAGGAAGCGGCCGUGGCGCAAGAGCAAUUCUUCGCUCCGGAGCCGCGCAAAGGCAUUUCAGUCAUUCUAGACAUAUUCCGGAGAGCUGAUAAGGAUGAUGAUGGAAAGCUUUCCCUGGAUGAAUUCCAGGCCUUCUUCUCUGACGGGACCCUGAAUGAAGAGGAACUGGAGAAUCUUUUCCAUACCAUUGAUUCAGAUAACACCAGUAAUGUUGACACUAAGGAACUUUGUGACUACUUUGCCAAACACAUGGGGGACUAUGAAGGUGUGCUUGCAUCCCUGGAGACACUCAACCUUUCCAUCCUCAAAGCCAUGGAUUUCACCAAGAAGGUUUAUGAAAGAGGAACCAAUAUCGAGCAGUUUGUGACUCGUUUCCUGUUGAAGGAAUCAGCCAAUCAAAUCCAGUCCUUGCUCAACUCUGUGGAGAGCGCAGUGGAUGCUAUUGAUGAACAACACUGCCCUCCAGGAUCUUACCACAGUAAGACCAGUCCACGUGUUGCCAAGAAAAACUAUGAAGCUCCAGUGCCAGACUACCCACCCAAUAACAGAGUUAGUGCCAAGGACAGCAUGAGGAAUCUGAAUGUGGGCUCAGGACCUGUCGAGGUGAGGAAAGAAGGCCUGGAAAUGCAGAUCAACCGUCUGGCUGAGCUGAUUGGACGCCUGGAGAAUAAGACAGUCUGGUUUGACCUGCGUCAGCGGCUGACCGACACUGAUGGUACAGCUAGCGCAUCCCUCUAUCUGAUUCGCCAAGAGAUGAAGGUAUCCCAAAAGCAGCUGGGAGAGUUCUGUGAGGCUCUGAAGCAAUAUCUGAAGAAUGUCUCCACCCAGAGGGACUGUUUCCACGUGACUGCAGUGCGGCUUCCUGACGGUCUCUCUUUCGUUGUGUAUGAGUUCUGGGAUGGGGAAGAGGAAUGGAAAAGGCACCUCCAGAGUGCAGCCUGCAAGGCCUUCCAGCAUGUGAAAGUGGACACGCUGUGUCAGCCUGAGGUCAUGUCCACUGUGGCUCUGCCAGCCGCCUGGUGCAGCCUUAGCCGAGACUGAAUGGAACAGAGCCAGUGUGGACGGCCAGGGUGGAAGGCUUCGUCUUGCGCCUGAACAGCCAUGCGCCUUCCCUUCAUAUAUACCCCACUUCUUAAGCCUCUAUAUCUCCCAUGAUCUCUCAAAGCUCCCUCUGGCUCUGCUCCCCUUUCUCCGUCUCUUUUGAAACUACUGUUUACAUGCUGUUGGUUUGACUGCAAGGAAUGUGAAAUAUAAU